Messenger RNA from Saprolegnia diclina VS20, 1572 nucleotides. RefSeq lists its product as hypothetical. The record is from RefSeq and is a predicted model, not a curated record. Bases 39 to 1499 code for a protein of 486 amino acids. NCBI's taxonomy places the organism in Eukaryota, Oomycota, Saprolegniomycetes, Saprolegniales, Saprolegniaceae. The transcript has 4 exons. Gene Ontology annotation, biological process: proteolysis. Gene Ontology annotation, molecular function: serine-type carboxypeptidase activity.
GCCAUGUUCAAGUAGAGCACUUGCGAUUUUCCAGCACGAUGGCCGAAACGACGCCGCUGGUGCACGGACCCCAAUCGAUGAGUGCGCAACGCCGUCCGCGCAGCCUUGUCGCGGUCGCGGCCUUUGUCCUUACGAGUCUCUUUGUGGCCGUGGGCUUGGCCAUGCAAAAGAUAACUGCAUCGCCGGCGGUCAGCGCAAUGGCUGCCGACGCGGUGACGUCACUGCCGCGCUUUGGCCAAGUCGAAGAAACCCAGUAUGCGGGUUUGGUGCCGGUCAACGACGGCGGUGGCAACAUCUUUUACUGGUUCUUCGAGGCGCGCACAGUGUCACCUUCAACGCCGCUCAUCGUGUGGCUCAACGGCGGCCCGGGCGCGUCCUCCAUGACGGGUCUCCUCACCGAGAUGGGCCCAUACCGCAUGCAGGCCGACGGGUCGCUCAAGUCGCAUCCGCACAGCUGGACCAACGUGGCGCACAUGCUCUUCUUCGACCAGCCCGUCGGCACGGGCUACACGAGUGCGACGUCCGACGAUGGCUACGUCAACUCGCAAGAAGAGAUGGCGGCGCAGCUCUACAUUGCGCUGCAGGCGUUCUUUACGCUGCAUCCCGAAUACGCAACGAGUCCACUGAUCAUUGCCGGCGAGUCGUACGCGGGCAAGUACGUUCCGCACAUUGCGCACUACAUUCACACUGUCAACAUUGGCCACAACGACUCGCUCUUGACCAAGAGCACUGACCACAGCGUACGCUUGAACCUCUGGGGCGUCGCGAUCGGCAACGGCGAGAUGAAGCCGCUUCUGCAAACUCAGAGCGUGGCCGACUACGCGCUGGCGCUCGGCUUCAUCGACCACGAACAGUACACGACGCACGUCGCGUCGCUCGACCAAUGCGCGCAGCUGCACCACGCGGGCCGGUCCGUCGAGGCCUUUGGCGUGUGCCAAGACACGGAAGACGAGAUUUAUCGCCAAGCGGGCAGUCCGUUUGUGUACGACAUUCGCCAAGAAGGCAAUGCGUUCACAGCGCUCACGACGACGUUAUCGAGCUACUUCAAUACGGACGACGUCCGCGCGGCGUUGCACGUGCCCCCGGGAACGCCGUGGACCUCGAUCGACGGCUCGUCGUUCGGCGCCAACCCGAGUGCGCCGCCGAUCGCGCGGCACUUGCUGAACGACGAGAUGCGCGACGUCCCAGACGAUGUGCUGGAGACGCUACUGAAUGCGUACCAUGUGCUCUUUUACGCAGGCAACAUGGACGGAUCGUCUUGCAAUCACUUGGGCGUCGCCCGCGUCCUCGACGCGCUGCACUGGGACGGCGCGGCGUCGUACCACUCGGCGCUACGAACGCCGUGGGUCGUCAACGGCAAGGUCGCGGGUCUCGUCAAGUCGAGCGGCCGCAUGAGCUACGUUGUGCUGACCAACUCGGGCCACCUAGUGCCGACAGACCAGCCAGAACAUGCGCUCGACCUGAUCACACGCUUUGUGCAGCAAGCACCGUUUGCCUAGUCUAGCGUCGUGUGUACGAUGGUAGGUACAUGUAAUGCGACUUGAAAGUAUAUGGCGUUUGCUUCUUUGGGGU